This is a messenger RNA of Trifolium pratense (red clover), 2368 nucleotides long. RefSeq names its product alpha-dioxygenase 1-like. The record is from RefSeq and is a predicted model, not a curated record. The coding region runs from base 242 to 2173 and encodes 643 amino acids. Lineage: Eukaryota; Viridiplantae; Streptophyta; Magnoliopsida; Fabales; Fabaceae. Gene Ontology annotation, biological process: response to oxidative stress. The transcript is spliced from 10 exons. Gene Ontology annotation, molecular function: oxidoreductase activity, acting on single donors with incorporation of molecular oxygen, incorporation of two atoms of oxygen; peroxidase activity; heme binding.
AUUCAAGACAAGAUAUACUAGUGAUCAUUUUCAAUUACUCUAGUACGAUUUAUUAAUUGAAUACUAGUAUUAAUUAAUUAUAAUAAAAUAAAGGCCACCCUCUUAGCUGCCAUAUAGAGGAGACCCAAAUUGAAAGAGACAAACUUGUCAACUCUCAUUCUUGGUUUAUAAAUACCGUAUAGUUUUUCUCAUAUCAAACACACACAUUUCAUCAAAUUUAGUCUUUGUAUCAAGCAAAAUCAUGUGGUCUAUAGUAACGGAUCCAAUUAAAACUCUUAUUUCAAGAGUUUUGCAUCAUUCCAUUCAUAAAGAUUUCCAUGAUGCAGUUGCCAAAAUGUCCAUCAUUGAUGCUUUUCUCUUCUUUAUUGUACACUCCAUUGACAAGUUAGGAAUAUGGCAUCGUUUGCCAGUUUUCUUGGGCCUAAUUUACUUGGCCAUUAGAAGACAUCUUCAUCAAGAGUACAAUCUCAUAAAUGUUGGGACAACACCUGUAGGAGUAAGGUCAAACCCUACAGAUUAUCCAUAUAGAACAGCUGAUGGAAGAUAUAAUGAUCCUUUUAAUGAUGGUGCUGGAAGUCAAGGAUCUUUCUUUGGAAGAAACAUUCUCCCUGUGGAUCAGAAAAAUAAGUUGUUGAAGCCGGAUCCGUUGGUGGUAGCCACCAAACUUCUGGAGAGAAAAACAUACAAGGACACUGGGAAGCAAUUUAAUGUAAUUGCAGCAUCUUGGAUUCAAUUUAUGAUACAUGAUUGGAUAGAUCAUUUGGAAGACACCAAUCAGGUUGAACUCACGGCACCACGAGAAGUUGCAAGUCAAUGUCCUCUAAAAUCAUUCAAGUUCCUAAAGACAAAGGAAAUUCCCACUGGCUUCUAUGAUAUUAAGACUGGACAUGCAAACAUCCGUACACCUUGGUGGGAUGGAAGUGUGAUAUAUGGAAGCAAUCAAGAAGUUUUGAACAAAGUGAGAACUUUUAAAGAUGGAAAGAUCAAAAUAUCAAAGGAAGGACAUCUUCUACAUAAUGAGGAUGGUACAGCAAUUUCAGGUGAUAUUCGCAAUAGUUGGGCUGGUGUCACUACUCUGCAGACCCUUUUUGUUCUAGAACACAAUGCUGUUUGUGAUGCUCUUAAGAAACAACAUCAUGACUUGGAAGAUGAAGAACUUUAUCGCCAUGCUAGAUUGGUAACUUCAGCUGUGAUUGCAAAGAUUCACACCAUAGAUUGGACUGUGGAGCUUCUUAAAACCGACACUUUGCUUGCGGGCAUGCGAGCCAAUUGGUAUGGAUUAUUGGGAAAGAAAUUCAAGGACACAUUUGGACAUGUUGGAAAUGCCAUCUUGGGUGGAUUUGUGGGCAUGAAGAAAGCAGAAAAUCAUGGUGUUCCAUACUCUUUAACCGAAGAAUUUGCUACUGUCUAUAGAAUGCAUCCACUUCUUCCUGAUUCCCUCCAUUUGAGAGAUAUAUCUGCCUCUCCAGGACAAAACAAGUCUCCACCAUUAAUCAAAGAGAUUCCUAUGAAUGAUUUAAUUGGACUAAAAGGAGAAAAGACUUUGUUGGAGAUAGGAGUUGCAAAGCAAUUGGUAUCAAUGGGUCACCAAGCUUGUGGAGCCCUAGAACUUUGGAACUAUCCAUCAUGGCUUAGAGACCUUGUACCACAUAACUUAGAUGGAACAGAAAGAUCUGAUCAUGUGGAUUUAGCUGCUCUUGAAAUUUACAGGGAUAGAGAGAGGAGUGUAGCUAGGUAUAACCAAUUCAGGAGAGGACUAUUGUUGAUACCUAUCUCUAAAUGGGAAGAUCUUACAAAUGAUAAGGAAGUUAUUAAAGUAUUGGAAGAUGUAUAUGGUGAUGAUGUUGAGGAACUUGAUGUACUAGUAGGUCUCUUGGCAGAGAAGAAGAUAAAGGGCUUUGCAAUUAGUGAGACAGCUUUUACAAUAUUCCUUCUCAUGGCAUCUAGGAGGCUAGAGGGUGAUAGAUUUUUCACAAGUAAUUUCAAUGAGGAGACAUACACUAAAAAGGGGUUGGAAUGGGUGAACACAACUGAAAGCUUAAAAGAUGUAAUUGAUCGUCACUAUCCAGAAAUGACACAUAAGUGGUUGAACUCUUCAAGUGCUUUUUCUGUUUGGGACUCAGCCCCUAACAAACAUAACCCUAUUCCAAUUUACUUUCGUGUUCCUCAUUAAUCGAUUUUACUUAAGAUAUAUUAUUUUCCCUUGAUUAUCCAUUUUAGUUUUUGAACUUAUUUAUGUGCUGUAUUUGAAUUUUUUAAAUAAUUUUAUGGUGUAUUUGUGUUUACACCUACACAUUUAUGUGUAUGUAUUCAUGUUUUUGGUGUAUUUGUGAUUUUCAAAAUAAUCAUAUGUUGUCCUUUAUAUUAA